Molecule: messenger RNA, 2820 nt
Organism: Cicer arietinum (chickpea)
Lineage: Eukaryota; Viridiplantae; Streptophyta; Magnoliopsida; Fabales; Fabaceae
Cellular component (GO): mitochondrial outer membrane
Molecular function (GO): ATP hydrolysis activity; ATP binding
Source: RefSeq, a predicted model, not a curated record
CUCGCAUACUAUGAAACAUUCAUGUACUUGUAAUUAACUUCAGGAAUCUCGAUACCCUUUAGUGAGAAUCGACUAAUAUUGUGUUAAAGGUGCAAACUUUUUGUUGUUUAACAAGUUGGGGUUUUUGUUUUUUUGCCUUUUUCUUGCAUAUAGAAGAAGGGUUGUGAUGGAACAGAAACAUGUUUUUUUGUCAGCAUUGAGUGUUGGAGUUGGUUUGGGUGUUGGGUUGGGAAGAUGGGUUGGGGUUGGUGGUUAUCCUAUUCCUAAUUCUAAUGAGAUUUCUGAGGAACAGAUUGUGAGGGAGCUCAUGAACCUUGUCAUUGAUGGCAAAGAUAGUGAAAUCACAUUUGAUGAGUUUCCUUAUUACUUAAGUGAUAAAAUCGAAAUUUUGUUGACAAGUGCUGGAUUUGUUCAUUUAAGACAAUUUCACUUAUCCAUGCAUGCGAAAAAACUUUCGCCAAUAAGCCGAGCUAUUUUGCUUUCUGGACCUGCAGAACUUUAUCAGCAAAAUCUUGCUAGAGCUUUAGCACAUUGCUUUGAUUCGAAGUUACUCUUGCUAGAUUUUACUGACUUCUCUUUGAAGAUGCAGAACAAAUAUGGUUGUCCUGGAAAAGAACCGGAUUUAAAAAGGUCCAUAUCUGAGGUGACUCUGGAGAAAGUGUCUUCUUUAUUUGGUUCCCUAUCAAUCCUCCCUUUAAUGGGCGCAAUUAGAGGUACUCAAUUAGAACAAAGUAGUGCAAUUGGAAAUUCCAUUAAUCCUCCAAAGCUUCAAAAGAAAGCCCCUACUACACCUGAUAUGGGUCCUACUAGUCAAUCUGGUCCAUCACAUCCAGCUCCUUUGAAGUGCACAAACCGCUUCUGUUUUGAUGAAAAGCUUUUCCUACAUUCACUCUACGAGGUCUUGGUUUCUAUAUCACAAUCUGGUUCUGUUAUUUUAUACAUCAAGGAUGUUGAUAAGAUUUUUCUUCAAUCACCAAGGAUGUACACUUUGUUCCAAAAGCUAUUAAAGAAACUUUCAGGAUCAGUGCUAAUACUCGGUUCCCAGAUUUAUGAUUCAGAAAAUAAUUGUAUGGAAGUUGAUGAAAAACUCACUACAUUAUUUCCUUACUACAUUGAGAUCAAACCACCUCAAGAUGAGGCUCUUCUCAAGAUCUGGAAAGACGAAGUAGAAGAGGCCAUGCAAGAGACUCAGUUGAAAGAUAACAGAAACCACAUUGCUGAAGUGCUUGCAUCCAAUGACAUCGACUGCAAUGACUGGAACUCAAUCAGUGAUCCCGACAUUAUGCUACUCAGUAAUUAUAUCGACGAGUUUGCAGCAUCUGCAAUUUUUUAUCACUUGGUGGAUUUCGAACAUCCAGAAUACCGAAAUGGAAAGCUAAUUAUAUCUGCCAUGAGAUUGUGCCAGUUAGUAAAACUGUUACAGGAGAGUGAAAGUGGUGAAAGAAGUGAGAAGGAUGAUAAGAAGGAUGGUGCCAAAAAACAUAUACCGAUACCAAAAGGGACAAAGAAAGACAGUGAUAUUAAAGAUCCGGAAAAAGAAGCUGAAGUUCCUUCUUACAAUGAGUUUGAGAAGCGCAUAAGAAAAGAGGUUAUCCGUGCAAAUAAGAUAGGCGUGACAUUUUCAGAUAUUGGUGCAUUGGAUGAUGUUAAAGAAACACUUCAAGAAGUGGUUAUGCUUCCCCUUAGAAGACCAGAUAUAUUCAAAGGUAGCCUUCUGAAGCCUUGUAGAGGUGUAUUGCUUUUCGGGCCACCUGGUACAGGAAAAACAAUGCUUGCAAAGGCAAUUGCAAAUGACGCUGGAGCAAGUUUCAUUAAUGUCUCAAUGUCCACCCUCACUUCAAAACUGUAUGGGGAAGACGAAAAGAAUGUCCGAGCUUUGUUUUCACUAGCUGCAAAGGUUGCACCAACUAUUAUUUUCAUUGAUGAAGUUGAUAGCAUGCUUGGGAAGCGGUCUGAAAGUUAUGAGCACGAGGCUACGAGAAGGAUUAAGAAUGAAUUUAUGUCCCAUUGGGAUGGACUAUUGUCAAAACAUGAUGAGCGAAUUCUUGUUCUUGCUGCCACCAACAGGCCAUUUGACCUUGAUGAAGCAAUUAUAAGACGGUUUCAACGCAGGAUCAUGGUUGGUCUUCCUUCAGCUGAAAGCAGGGAAAGGAUCUUGAAAACUGUUCUAGCUAACGAAAAUCAUGAAAAUAUAGACUUCAAAGAGCUUUCAACUAUGACAGAUGGAUAUAGUGGAAGUGAUCUCAAGAACUUGUGCAUGACUGCAGCCUAUCGCCCCGUUGCGGAGCUAAUACAACAGGAGAAGGAAAAAGAUAUGAAAAAUAAGAAAAGGAAAGAAGAAGCUCAAACUUCAGAAGAUGCUUCCAAUGCAACAGAAGAUAAAGAAGAUCAAGUAAUUGCUCUUAGGCCUUUAAACAUGGAAGACAUGAGAGUGGCAAAGAAUAAGGUGGGUGCAAGUUAUGCUGAAGGAGCAUUGAUGAACCAGUUGAAGCAGUGGAAUGAAUUGUAUGGAGAAGGAGGUUCAAGGAAGAAAGAGCAGCUCACUUAUUUUCUUUAGAUUGUGGAAAGCCACAAGCUUUAAUAUGGACACAUCAUUAUUCAUUCCAAAGGAAUAUAUAUUUUUUUAACAAGGGAAUUAAUCAUUCAACACAGGAUAUUGAACUCAAAGCAUGCUUGACUGUUGCAGAAAUCCAAUGUGAAGAGAUUCAUCAUCAUGUUUUGAGUUUAUGUUACAAUGUUUCUUUUCUUUUUCAGAAAAUAGGAGUAAAUUAUAACAAACCAUUUAGGUAUGAUGGAUUAUUAUUUAUGUACAAAUCACAU